AUGGAAAAGAAAGAAGAUUUGUAUGAAGUGUUAGCUUCAUCAAAAGAUUUGGACCAAUAAAUAUACAAGGUGGUAAUUGAAAUGUUGAGAAAAGAAAACGUUUCAGACUGUUUAAAAUAUCUUUCUGAUGAUGAAAAUCUCUCAAGUUGUUUAAAUUCCAUUUUAAAAGUAACAAUUAAAACAAGUGUGGAUUAAGAAGAUCUAGUGAAAAAGAAAAUGAAGAUAAUGAUGGAAAUUUUGAAAUAAUUAAAAGAUCUUGACUUUAAUAAUAAAAAUUAUUGUGAUGAUCUCUAUGAAGAAUUUAGAAAAGAUCUAAUACAAAAAAUAUCAAAAGACGAUUAAAUAGCUUAAUUUUUACAAUUUUUAGUUUAACUAACAACCUUUGAUGAAACAUUUAUUUAAGCUGGAUCAAAUGGACUUAAUUUAUUAGUAGGUCUGAAAGUUGAUUUGAAGAACCAUUGCUUUUAAAACAUUCGGAUUA
Paramecium sonneborni is the source of this 481-nucleotide messenger RNA. The record is from the annotation of a GenBank genome assembly. Lineage: Eukaryota; Ciliophora; Oligohymenophorea; Peniculida; Parameciidae.